Molecule: messenger RNA, 861 nt
Organism: Gryllus bimaculatus (two-spotted cricket)
Lineage: Eukaryota; Metazoa; Arthropoda; Insecta; Orthoptera; Gryllidae
Source: the annotation of a GenBank genome assembly
AUGGUUCAUGAAUUGGAAGAGUCCCCAUUAGCACAGAAAUUAUCGGAAACUAGUGGUUUACCACUAUGCCCUUGGCAUAUAUUAAAUGAAUCAAGUUAUUCUCUUCUUUAUCCAAAGAAAAACGUAACCCAAUGUGACCUGAAUGAAUUGAGUGUAAAAUUGGACAUAAAAUUGGGAGGAACAUGGAAGCCAUCGAACUGUGUGUCUCGUUUUGAUGUGGCAAUUGUGGUACCGUACCGAAAUAGACAAACACAACUUGAAAUAUUUCUUUUGUACAUGCACUCAUUUCUUCAAAAGCAAAUGAUAAAUUAUCGCAUUCUUAUUAUUGAACAGGUAGAAAAAAAAGAUUUCAAUCGAGCAAAACUUCUUAAUAUUGGAUAUAUUGAAGCACUGAAGUUAUUUCCAUAUCACUGUUUUAUUUUUCAUGAUGUAGAUCUUAUACCACAGAAGCAAAACAAUAUAUAUGCAUGUACACGUCAACCUCGGCAUAUGUCUUCAAGUUUGAAUACUUUCAGAUAUAAUUUGCCAUACCGUGGUUUAUUUGGUGGUGCUGUUGCCAUUUUAAAAAGUCAGUUUGAACUAGUAAAUGGAUUUUCCAAUAUGUUCUUUGGGUGGGGUGGUGAAGAUGAUGAUUUUCAAAGUCGCAUUAACCAUAAAGGGUUAUCCAUUUGUCGUUUUUCUCCCAGGGUAUCACGGUAUGUAAUGUUAACUCACUCUAAAGAAUUGCCCAGUGAAACUCGAUUUUCUAAUUUACUGGCAGGUAAGAAUCGAUAUGAUGUGGAUGGUAUCAAUACACUUGUGUACACAGUUCGUAAUAGUACUUUCAAACCAUUAUACACAUGGAUUUUAGUUGAUAUAUGA